GCAGGAGCCCUCCGCCGGGCGCCCCCUCCGCCCCCUCGCGGUGAGACGCCUCCACUCCCGGCGUCUCCCGCCCCACGCCGGUCUCCUCCCCCUGUUGAAAGCUGCCCGGGAAAGUGGUGGCGGGAGCGGGCCGGCGCCGUGUGGGCCUGGGUGCGAGUGGCGGGGCGCCGCCGGAGGAGGGGUGGCCGACAUGACCGCCCCGGGCCAGAGCCCCCUGGCGCCGCUCCUGGAGACUUUGGAAGACGCUGCCGCCUCCUGUGGGGAGCAGACGGACGCUUACCUGUCCCUGACCAGUCGUAUUACUGGAGAAGAUGGAAAAGAAGUCAUUAUAGAAAUCGAGAAAAAACUUCCUCGGUUAUGUGAAGUUUUAAAGGCUCACAUUUCCAGUCAAAACUCAGAGCUUAGUUGUGCUGCUCUACAGGCCUUGGGGUUUUGUUUAUAUAAUCCCAAAAUUACCUCAGGACUAUCAGAGAAAAAUAUUCAAGAACUGCUUUCAAAAUUGAAUGAUAAUGUUAAGAGUUCAGACAAAAAUGUACGUACGAGGGCACUUUGGGUGAUAUCCAAGCAGACGUUCCCCACUGAAGUUAUUGGCAAAGUAGUACCCAGUAUAAUUGAUUCAUUAGAAACAGUAUUUAAUAGAGGAGAGAUGCAUUCUGCUGUUGUUGAUUAUGAAGCAUUAAAUGUCAUCAUAAGGCUAAUUGAACAAGCCCCAAUUCAAAUGGGAGAAGAGUCAGUUAGGUGGGCAAAACUGGUCAUACCUUUAGUUGUUCAUUCGGCCCAAAAGGUACAUUUGCGGGGAGCGACUGCUCUAGAGAUGGGAAUGCCAUUGUUGCUUCAGAAACAACAAGAAAUAGCAUCUAUCACAGAGCAGCUUAUGACUACUAAAUUACUUGCAGAACUCCAGAAGCUAUUUAUGAGUAAAAAUGAGACAUAUGUUUUAAAAUUAUGGCCUUUGUUUGUCAAACUUCUUGGAAAGACUUUACAUCGAAGUGGGAGUUUCAUUAAUUCUCUAUUACAGCUGGAGGAACUGGGAUUUCGUAGUGGAGCACCCAUAAUUAAAAAAAUAGCUUUUAUUGCUUGGAAGAGUUUAAUAGAUAAUUUUGCGUUAAAUCCAGAAAUACUGUGUAGUGCGAAAAGAUUAAAGUUGUUAAUGCAGCCUUUGAGUUCCAUCCAUGUGCGAACAGAAGCUCUUGCUCUAACAAAACUAGAAGUCUGGUGGUAUUUACUAAUGAGACUUGGACCUCAUCUUCCUGCUAAUUUUGAACAGGUUUGUGUGCCUCUAAUUCAAAGCACAAUAAGCAUUGAUGCUAAUGCUUCACCUCAGGGCAGUUCAUCUCGACUAGCUACUUCUCCAGGCUUAAGUCCUAUGACCCCUCAACAUAAAGGUGCUUCUCCAUAUGGAGCCUCGGUAACCACCCGGAUGAACUUGAGUUCGAAUUUUGGUGUAAUGGCCACAAUCCCCUCUAUUCAACUUUUAGGACUUGAAAUGUUACUUCAUUUUCUGUUGGGUCCAGAAGUUUUAAGUUUUGCUAAGCAAAACAAACUUGUACUGAGCUUAGAGCCUCUUGAAUAUCCGUUAAUCAGCAACUCUUCUUUUUUUUCCAAAUAUGCAAAUACACUUAUCACUGCUGUUCAUGAUAGCUUUGUUGCAGUUGGAAAAGAUGCUUCUGAUGCAGUUGUCAGUGCUAUUUGGAAAGAGCUAAUUAACUUGGUCAAAUUAGUUAUUGAAUCAGGUAACAAAAAAGAGAGACCAGGUUCUGAGGUUUUGACCCUCUUAUUAAAAUCUUUGCAAACCAUAGUGAAAUCGGAAGUAUUUCCUGUAUCAAAAACACUGGUUCUCAUGGAAAUUACAAUUAAAGGACUUCCUCAGAAAGUAUUAGGUUCACCAGCAUAUCAGGUUGCUAAUAUGGAUAUUCUUAAUGGAACGCCUGCUUUAUUCUUAAUUCAAUUAAUUUUCAACAAUAAUCUCUUGGGAUAUGGUGUAGAAGAUGAAAGGUUUUUUCUUAACCUGGAGACACUUGUAGGUUGUGUUCUUUCUGGUCCAACUUCACCACUAGCUUUCAGUGACUCGGUUUUAAAUGUUAUUGAACAAAAUGCAAAACAGUUGGAAAACAAGGAGCAUCUCUGGAGAAUGUGGAGUAUUAUAGUCAUUCCAUUAACUGAGUUGAUUAAUAAGACCAAUGAAGUGAAUCAAGGUGAUGCCUUAGAACAUAAUUUUAGUGCCAUCUAUGGUGCAUUGACUCUACCAAUAAAACACAUUUUUUCAGCACAGAAAAUUUCAGAGGCCACCAUGAAGACCUUACUUAGAACUUGGUCAGAAUUAUAUAGAGCAUUUGCCCGCUGUGCUGCUUUGGUUGCAACUGCAGAAGAGAAUUUGUGCUGUGAGGAGCUUUCUUCCAAGAUAUUGGUCAGUUUGGAAGAUGAAGACUUUUCGAAUUUGUUGUUUUUGGAUAGGAUCAUUCAUGUUAUUACUGUAGUGGUUGAUUGCAUCGACUUCUCACCAUAUAAUAUUAAAAUUCAGUCCAGAGUUAAAUCACUGAAGAGAGCUUCAGAUUGGUCCAAAAAGAAGAAGGAGCCCCUUGGCAAAUUGGCUUCUUUAUUUAAACUUAUUGUGAGAGUCAUCUAUUCAUUCCAUACUCUAAGCCUCAAGGAAGCACAUUCUGAUGCUCUUCUCACUGUUGGGAACUCAAUCACCAACAUUCUCUCCAAUGUACUUGGACAUAUUUCUUUGCCUUCUAUGAUGCGAAAAAUAUUUGCAACUUUAACAAGACCUCUGGCAUUAUUUUAUGAAAACUCAAAGCUUGAUGAAGUUCCUAAAGUAUAUAGUUACAUGAACAACAAGUUAGAAAAGCUGCUCGGAGAAAUCAUUGCUUAUCUUCACUUCAACUACACCGGGACUUACGACAGUGAACUUCUUGAACACAUUUCCCCAUUAUUAUGCAUAAUAUUUCUGCACAAGAAUAAGCAGAUUCGAAAGCAGAGUGCUCAGUUCUGGAAUGCUACGUUUGCUAAAGUGACGACGUUGAUUUAUCCCGAAGAGUUAAAACCUAUACUAAGACAAGCCAAAGAAAAAUUUCUGCUUCUAUUGCCUGGUUUGGAAAAUGUUGAAAUUAUGGAGGAAUCCAGUGGACCAUAUUCGGAUGCAACAGAAAAUUCCCAAUUAAAUAUGAAGAUAAGUGGCAUGGAAAGAAAAUCAAGUGGAAAAAGAGAUUCUUUUUUGGCACAACCAAAGGUUACAAAAGAAAAUAUUAAGUCACCAGCCAAAUUCAAACUAGAAUCUUCAUCACCCAAAAUGAGUGGAAUGCCUUUGGAAGAAGAAAAGUCUACUGAAUUUGUGUUUAUACCUCCAGAAGGAAAAGAAGCAAAGGAAAGAAUACUAACUGAACAUCAGAAAGAAGUACUCAAAACAAAGAGGUGUGAUAUUCCUGCCAUGUAUAAUAAUCUGGAUGUUUCACAAGAUGCAUUAUUUUCUCAAUAUAGUCAGGAAGAGUCUAUGGAAGUUCCUAGAUUAGCUGAAAAAUCGAAGGAAGAUUCCAAGAUGGCAUUUAAGGAGGAACUAACGAAGAGUGACAUUACACAAGAUGUUACGGGAAAGUGUGGUAUGGAAGAACAUCUUGAAAAGACUUCUCUUUCAAAUAAUGAAUGUAGUUCUAUUGAGGAAAGCCAUCUUGGAAUACUGAGCAGUAAUAAUAAUAAUAAUGCCCCAAAAAACCCUUUAAUUUCAUCAAAGAAAAUUUCAAAUGAAUGUGCAUCUAGUGCAGAAAACACUUUUGGUGUUAGCAGUAGCACAGUUUCUAAUAUCACCAAUUCUGGAACACCCACACAGCCUACAAGUCGAAGGCAAACCUUUAUUACUUUGGAGAAGUUUGAUGGUUCAGAAAAUAGACCUUUUAGUCCAUCCCCCUUGAACAAUAUGUCAUCAGCUAUUACAGUGAAAAAUAGUCAGGAAGGCAUGGCUAAAACAGGUAUUCCACCAAAAGCAAAGAGAAAAGAAGUGGCUCUUUCAAAAUCUGACUCUGAAAAAAUAGUGCAUGGAAAUAAGCGGUCAGGCCUAAGGUCAAGUAAAGCUGAUCAAACAGGGAAUAAAAGUUCUAAGCUCUUAAUGACAUCUGAUCAGAAGAAAAAUACUCAGGAAUCUAUUGAUAGCAUGGUAGCCUUAGAAAAUAACCAAGCUGGUUUGCUUAAUCAAACAGAAUGUGUGUUAGAUAAUCGGGCUCAUCUCUCUGAAUCUGCAGUGGAACGAGAGGAUACAAUGCUUAAACCAACAACAGAAAAUGCUUUAGUAGAGAACAGUACUGCAGAGGAGAAAACCUUAGUAACAAAUUUGGAAUCCAAAGAAAAUACACCUCCGGCCAUAGUACCAGCAGAUCAAAUGGUAAAUGAGGAUAGUCAUGUUCAGAUUGCUCCAAAUCAGAAAACCCUUAGACGUUCUUUAAGGCGACGUUCAGAAAUAACAGAGCCUAUCACUGAUAGCCAAGAUAAAGAAAAUAAUCUUCAAAAAAAGGAAAGACAUAAGGAAGAAGAAAAGACUCUUCAGAAAAGUCAGUUACAUGUAAAAGAUGAUAUGCUACCUAAGCAGAAACUGAUUUCUGAACAGACUGUACAGGAAAAUUUAAUUGAGAAAGAUAUUUCACAUGAGAAGACUUUAGGGGAAACCAGCACUAAUACUGUAAUUGAAAAAAAUAGAAGAAAGUCAGACCUUGAGAAUAGUAAAUCUGAGGGAGAUGCUAGCCAGGACAUUGCAGAUAAGUCCUCCGAGAAGCAAGUAAGGGGACGGACACGGUAUCAAACAAGGAGAGCAUCCCAGUGUUUGCUUUCCAACAUUGAAAACUCUGAAUCUGAUAAUUCUGAGGCAAAGGAGGAAAGUUCUAGAAAGAAGAGAUCUGGAAAAUGGAAAAACAAAAACAGUGACAGUGUUGACAUUGAAGAUCAAGAAGAGAAAAUGGAAAAACAGGAAUGUCUGCAAGUUGAAAGUCAGAUAUAUGAUCAUAAAGCAAAUUCAGAAAUGGACAUAAACAUGAAAUCUCAGAUUUGUGAAAACAAAGGUGAAAAUACUGUAGCUCUCCAAAAUUCUACAGUAUCUUCAGAUUUUGGGCUAGUUUGUGAUAUAUCAAAUACUUAUGAAGAAAAAAGUAAAACUAAUAAAUGUGCAGAUGAUUCCUUUUCAAAUUCUUCUGUAUCAGAAUUAAAUCUAAGGACUAGAAAUGCCAAUAAGAGGUUACAUAAGCGAGAUUCCAUAGAAAAUAACAAUGUGGAAGAAGGGUCAAAAAUAGGGACAUCAGACAUUUCUUUGCCUUCUGAAAAAACAUUUCAAACACCUGAAUGCCGACACAAGAGAAGUAGGAGAGUAAGGAGAUCUAAGGGUUGUGAUUGCUGUGGAGAAAAGUCACAAUCUCAAGAAAAGUCACCCCUUGGGUUGACAAAUACAGAAAAUUACAAUGUCAAGGUCAGUGAAACAAAAGAGAUAGAUGUGCCAGCUCCUGUAACUAUAUCAGAGACUACUACAGCUAAUAAUAACCCUGAGGCUAAACUUCCAGAUGAGUGUCAUAAUGUGAAUUUUCACUUGGGUCUCAAGGAGGAGAACGAUUCUAUUGAUUCAUUAAUUGUACCUGAAACUGAGUUGAAAGAAAGGGAUAUUCAAGACUCUCUUCCUUCUGAAAUAGUAAAUUUUAAAGAAGAAAUGUGUGAUACAGAUUUUACGGAAGCAAUUUCGAUUGAAAGCCAAGAGUCAUCCAAUAAAAAAUGUAAGACUGUUGGCCCAUGUUUAGGUGAUUCCAAAGAUAUUUCACUGGAAUGUUCUAGUUUGGAGACCAAAGAAGAAAAGCCAGAGGCUAUACUAAAAAUGGAAAUAAGUACAGAGAACAUGGUUAAUGUUGAAGCAGAUGCAUACAAAGUAAAAGCAGAAUUCAGUCUAGAAGUAGAAGCUAUGGAAUUGGAUGUAGAGUGUGAUAAAUCUGAAGCAAGCUUCUCUGAACAAAAGAGUGCCAAAACUGAUAUUUUUGAGGAAGAGGCAACGGAGAAAAACAGUACAAGAAGUGAUGAAUCUGAAGCAGAUGCAGCUAAAGUACUGAUUGCUGAAGAAGCAGUAACUGAGGAAUUUAAUUCAGCUAUUGGUCAUCCUGAUAAUACCACACCUGUAGAAGUAAGACCUCAGUUAGAAAUUUCUGAACAAACAGUAGUUGGUGGACUAGAUGGAGGGAAUGAUGAAUCUGUUCCAGGCUCAUCUGAAGAAAUGAAUGCUGAAAUGGAAAAUUAUGAAGAAAGGGUAAUUGGUGAAGUGAAGGCUGAAACCGACCAUGUCAGUGAAACAGAGGAUGAGGACUUGAUUACCAAAGCAUCAAGGUCCAUAGAAGCUGAAACAAACAGAUUGAAUAUAGAAAUUGGCAACAUUUCCCCUAACACACUUAAGGUGAACACUGAAGAAGGAAACGUUAACUCUAAUAAAACAGAAACAAGCAUUGUACUUAAUAAACCAGAAGAAGUAAAAUUAGAUGACAAUCAAAUGAAAAUGGAAAGUGAUACUGAAACUUUACAGGAAGCUCACCAUACUUCAGAGAAAGUGAAGGAAACAUCACAGUCUCUGAUGUCUGAAAGAGAGACCUCUGAACUGAUAACAGAAGACAAUAAUACAUCUCCUCAAAAAUUAAGUGAAUUUGAUCCUUUACUUCUGUCAGCUAUUGAGAGUCCUAGUGGCAUGCAAGCUCGCUGUAUCUGGUCUCCUUUGGCUUCUCCAUCCAGUAGCAUUUUAAAAAGAGGAUUAAAAAGACCUCAAGAAGAUGAGAUCUCACCACCUGUUCACAAGGUUCGCCGAGUCUCCUUUGCAGAUCCAAUAUAUCAAGCAGGAUUGGCAGAUGACAUUGAUAGGCGAUGUUCUCUUGUUAGAGCCCAUUCUUCAACUAGUUCUCCCAUGGUAAAAAGUGUUAAAACUUCACCUACUGCACAAUCUAAGCAUAAUACCACUUCAAGCAAAGGAUUUCUGUUUCCAGGAUCACGUAGCCCUAAAUUUAAGAGCUCAAAGAAAUGUUUAAUUGCAGAAAUGGCUAAAGAAUCCAUACCAUGCCCAACAGAAAGUGUUUACCCAGCUUUGGUAAACUGUAUGGCACCAGUUGAUAUUAUUUUACCCCAGAUUACUUCAAAUAUUUGGGCAAGAGGACUGGGACAACUCAUUAGAGCCAAGAAUAUAAGAACAAUUGGUGAUUUGAGUACUCUUACAGCAUCUGAAAUUAAAACUCUUCCUAUCCGUUCUCCAAAAGUGUCCAAUGUAAAAAAGGCUCUCAGAGUAUAUCAUGAGCAACAGGUGAAGUCUCGUGGACUAGAAGAAAUUCCAGUUUUUGAUAUUUCUGAAAAAACAAUAAAUGGAACAGAAAAACCUCUGUCUGCUGAUGAAGAAGGACUUGCCUCAGAUUUAGUUGAUCCUAUUGCUUUAGAAACUCCAUUAUCUAAAAAUCUUGUGGCACAGAUCAGUGCCCUUGCUCUUCAGCUGGAUUCAGAGGAUCUCCAUAAUUAUUCAGGAAGCCAACUAUUUGAAAUGCACGAGAAACUUGGUAGCAUGGCAAACUCUAUAAUGAAAAAUCUGCAGUCACGUUGGAGAUCACCAACUCAUGAUAAUUCUGUUUAGUAUUUUAAGACAAAGUUGAAACUUUUAAAAUUUCCUCUGAGUUUGUUAUUCCAUAAAAUAAGUUCUGAAAUAUGGCACAAUUUCACACUGAAUGUUUUCAAAAUUGGUAACAUUUCAGAACCUGAAGGGCAAUGACUUAUGUAAGUUCAGUUUUGUAAGUUCAUUAUGUAAGAUGAUUUUUUUGAUACUAUGUAUUUUGGCUGCUAUGCAUAAUUUUUUCAAAAUUUUAAAUUGAAAUGUGAAAGCAAAAACUAGCAACAAGCAGACAUUUAUUUCACUUAAACUCAUGCAUAUUCUGAUUAAACAUUUUAUGAAAAAUAUCUUAUUUGAAGUAAAAUUGAAAUUUCUUACUUGGAUUUUUUGCUGAACUGAUACUUGAUUUUUUAAAAAAUUGAUAUUUGUUGUGCUAAGGUUUAAGAAAUUUGGUCUUGGUAAAAAUAUACUAUAUGUGGGAUGUAAAAGAAUUAGAAUGUUUUUCACUGAUUUUAACUAUGGAUAACUUUUAAGAAAAUCCAAAAGUUUCAGGUUUUGGGUUAAAGCAGACUUCACUAAAAUGCACACCAUUCAUUUAUUUGCAUUAGCAAAUAUUUGUACAACAGCAUCUGCCUGUGAAAAUUUACUCUUUGGGGAUAUAGUAUUCAUUUAAAAAUGCAUGACUACUUGUACAUUAUGUAUAGAUUACAAUGUUUUUAAUUUAUAAAUUUCAGCUUUCGUUAA
Messenger RNA from Pipistrellus kuhlii (Kuhl's pipistrelle), 8335 nucleotides. RefSeq names its product replication timing regulatory factor 1 (gene RIF1). Gene Ontology annotation, cellular component: nucleus. The record is from RefSeq and is a predicted model, not a curated record. The transcript is spliced from 36 exons. The coding region runs from base 191 to 7618 and encodes 2475 amino acids. Lineage: Eukaryota; Metazoa; Chordata; Mammalia; Chiroptera; Vespertilionidae. Gene Ontology annotation, biological process: telomere maintenance.